CAAAAAUCAAGCCACUCUUUGCCUUUUCAAAACGGAAAUAUGCAAAUCCCUUGGAUAGUCAAAUAUCAAUAUGCAGCAACACUCUUCUUUGUUACCGUUGCUCUUACCAAAGUUACCUGUUUUCAGUUCAACUUCCCUUCCUUCCCAGAUGACUCUAAUCUACUGCUGCUCGGGAGAUCAAGAAUAUUCUUAGAUGCCAUCCAAGUAACCCUUGAUAAUCGUAAUUCUAUAGAGAAUUAUUCUGGACGUGCUCUCUACAGUAAGCCAUACCAACUUUGGAAACAGAAGAAUAACCAAAAUCAAAUAGCUUCCUUCAACACCACUUUUGUGCUCAGAAUCACUCCGGAAACUUCUCCUGGUGGUGAAGGCUUGGCCUUUAUCUUAACUUCAGAUAGGACUGUCCCAGAAAACAGUGAUGGACAAUGGCUUGGUAUUGUAAAUGCUACUUCCAAUGGAACUUCACAGCCUGGUAUUCUAGCCGUGGAGUUUGACACAAGACACAGUUUCACAGAAGAUGGCCCUGACAAUCACGUUGGCAUCAACAUAAACAGCAUCAACUCCAUCCAACAGGUUUCGUUAAUGAACAAUCGGCUCAAUCUAUCUUCAGGUCAAGAUGUCAAAUUUCACAUUCAGUACAUCAAUGACACAAUAUCAGUUUUUGGUGCCAUGAGUGGAACUUCUGAAGAAUCCAUGGAGACCCUCUUGGUAUCUCCACCUCUUAAUUUGUCUUCCUUUCUUCAAAAGGAGGUUUACAUUGGCUUCUCGGCCUCAACAAGUAACUACACGGAGCGGAACUGUGUCAGAUCGUGGGAUUUCAGCGGGGAUGAUAUUAGGGAUGAUGACAAAAGUCUCUUGUGGGUGGUUUAUGUUG
Vigna umbellata (rice bean) is the source of this 871-nucleotide messenger RNA. The record is from RefSeq and is a predicted model, not a curated record. Lineage: Eukaryota; Viridiplantae; Streptophyta; Magnoliopsida; Fabales; Fabaceae.